Cucurbitaria berberidis CBS 394.84 is the source of this 1077-nucleotide messenger RNA. RefSeq names its product carbohydrate esterase family 5 protein. Gene Ontology annotation, molecular function: hydrolase activity. The transcript has 2 exons. The coding region runs from base 1 to 1077 and encodes 358 amino acids. NCBI's taxonomy places the organism in Eukaryota, Fungi, Ascomycota, Dothideomycetes, Pleosporales, Cucurbitariaceae. The record is from RefSeq and is a predicted model, not a curated record.
AUGUCUUCCAUUAUCCGCAACGCUCUCGCGCUCAGCGCUGUCGCCGCCGUCGCUGUCGCUCAAGGAACCACUGCCCCCAAGCUCGACGCUCCCUGCGCCGAUGCCGUUAUCUUCAUGGCCCGCGGUAACAAUGCGCCGUACCAGGACAGCCGUACUUUCCCCUUCGUUGAAGCUACGUGCGGCAAGCUGAGGGCUGAGGGCAAGACCUGCGACUUCAUUGAGGUUGUGUUCGAGACUAUGAUCAACGGCAACUUCUGCGAACAGAUUGCUACGGGAGUCCGCAACGGUCAAUCCCAGAUUACUGCUUUCAACAAGAAGUGCCCUUGCACGCACAUUAUCCUUAACGGCUUCUCUCAGGGCGCCUGGAUUACUGGAGAUAUUCUUGGUGGACCUGGGGGUUGCUCCCAGAUCACCACCGGUUUGGACAACACCUCGGCUCCUGGUAAUGCUAUUGCUGCUGCUCUCCUCUGGGGCGAUGUCAUGCACGAGGCCAACCAGCCAUACAACGUCCUCGACGGCGCCGGUCUGCAGAAGGACGGCCGCAGCGCCGCCUCCCUCGCGCGCCUGAACCGCUACGCACCCGUCCUGCGCUCUUACUGCGCUAAGGGAGACCCAAUCUGCGCCAACGGCAACGAUGUUAACAAGCACUUGAGCUACUUCGAGCUGUACACCGACGACGCCUCGACCUGGGCCGUUGGAAAGCUCAAUGACGCCGCCCCUCUAUGUGCCGCUCCCACCCCUACACCCAGCGCUUCUUCCCCCGUCGUCGCCUCGUCUGUUGGCGUUGCGUCGGCUACCGCUGUUGCGUCGUCAAGCGCUGUUGCGUCGUCUACCGCUGUUGCUGCCCCAAGCGCUGUUGCUGCUUCAAGCGCUGUUGCUGCUUCAAGCGCUGUUGCUGCGUCAAGCGCUGUUGCUGCGUCAAGCGCUGUUGCUGCGUCAAGCGCUGCUGCUUCCUCCAGUGUCGCCGCUCUUCCCUCUUACCCUACUUCUCCGGUCCACAUUUCUCCCUUCCCUGUCCCCCAGCCAUACGAGCCUGGGUGCCUUCCCAUCAUGAAGAUUGAAUAUGUCUACGUUUAA